GUUGACGCUCGUUGCGAGAACUUGAAUUCGUCUCUUCAUCUUCUACAAGUACUAUGGCCUCUGUCGCGCUUUCGCAGGCGCGAAAUGCCCUGCCCACUCUGAGGAAUACUUUUGGACGUGCUUUCGUGGCUGCAACUUUUCUUCCUUCCGUUUGGGCUACGCAAAAGCCCUUCAGCUUCACUUUACCUUCUUUGCAGUCGCUCCUAGAACUGCUUCCUCCAUUCGUCUUGGCAGUGCCGAAAAAGAAAACCUCGCAUUCACGGAAAGCCAUGAGGAGUGCGAACAAGGGUUUGAAGGACAAGCAAAAUCUUGUUGCAUGCCCAGCAUGCGGGACGCCAAAGCUGGCACAUCAUCUAUGCUCAAGUUGCUACUCGGGACUUAGUCGGGGAUGGAAAGCGCAGGCAAGGCAAGGUGGUGAUUCUGCUUGAGCCUUGCGGGAAUAUUCAUUACGAGGUGAGUGCUGCUGUGUUUUGAGAUUAUGUUGCAACUUCAAUCACAAUAUAUUAGGACACACAAUGAUCUCACCCAAUCAAAGAAGACUUCGUCACGCCGAACGACCUCGUUCUGCCAGUGAACUUGGUUUGACCUUGCAUGCUUCUGGGAAUGUAUGAGAAUGUCCGAGUUGCGAUACAUAUAUCAUAGCUUCUUCCUUAGACAGGACUCUAAUACUUCAUUAGCUUCUCAACACACAUUCUGUGACCAGACAAUUGCAAGGAGAUUUGUCUUCAGCUAUGGAUUUGUGUUCGGUGUGAUCGGAA
Messenger RNA from Somion occarium, 758 nucleotides. Lineage: Eukaryota; Fungi; Basidiomycota; Agaricomycetes; Polyporales; Cerrenaceae. The record is from the annotation of a GenBank genome assembly.